Molecule: messenger RNA, 878 nt
Organism: Notodromas monacha
Lineage: Eukaryota; Metazoa; Arthropoda; Ostracoda; Podocopida; Cyprididae
Source: the annotation of a GenBank genome assembly
AAUAUUUGUAUAUUUUUUUCAGGUCAUAUUUGAGUUGAACGCGAGCUGCAAAAAUUUUCUUCGACAAUAUCAUGACGCUGGAAGAUUCUGACAGGGAUCUUUUGGAGUCAUUCGGAUCGAUCGAUCCUUUUGACAUCCCUAAUGCUAGCGAGGAAAACAAGUUACUUCAGCAGCAGUUGAAAGAAAAACUUGCGAUUGCUGCCUUGCUUCGGGACAAAGCCGCGAAAUUUGACGAAAAGAUCAAGGUUGUUCAGAAGCAUCUGAAGGACGUCGAUGAUGAUAGACAGUCGAUCGAGACAUUAAUUUCAAACAAAGAAUCCGAGCUGGAAUCGGCAUUUGUCUCAGUUCGGGGAGCGGAAGCAGAAAUUCGUGUCGCUCGUCGUCAUAUCGCAGACUUGGAGAAAGACGACGGUGAUAUACACGUAAAAUGCGACGAAACGAGGGCUAAAAUCACAAGUUACCUCAGCAAGAUCACGAAGAUACGCAAUGAGCUGAAAUGGGAUGAAGAUACGUACAAGAGCUGGUCUGAGAAACUCGCUCAAAAACACGAAGAUAAUUUGAAUCUCGUGAAAUAUGCGGAAUUCGACGAGGCUCGCAUAAAGGAUCUCUCGUUGAAAUUAGAAAAGCUCAGCGUAGAAGCCGAAGGUUUUCGCAUUCGCGUUGAGGAAGUUGCGUCCGAGAAAUCAGCCCAAGAAGCCAAAUUCAAGAAGACUCAGAAGGAGCUUUUGAAUCUCCAAGCGCAGAAAACUGACCUUUCUGAAAAAUGGGAACAAGUCCUCUCCAAGGUCUCCGAAAAAGACUCAGAAAACCAAGAAAUGUUGCAAAAACUUGAAAAAGCCGAAGAAGCCCUGAGGGCUGCCCAAGAGCGACAAAGGAUU